Molecule: messenger RNA, 4016 nt
Organism: Bicyclus anynana (squinting bush brown)
Lineage: Eukaryota; Metazoa; Arthropoda; Insecta; Lepidoptera; Nymphalidae
Gene: Smyd4-4
Product: SET and MYND domain-containing protein 4
Exons: 2
Coding region: 31-1896 (621 amino acids)
Molecular function (GO): protein binding
Source: RefSeq, a predicted model, not a curated record
CAAUACUGCUUCAAUAAGAAAAAAACAAAAAUGAUUAUUGAUCAGCUCUAUCAAGGUAUGAUAGCAAAGUUAACAGCUCAAGGAAAAAUAAUAGAAAUCUCAAAUCAUUUGUGGUCAUUGGAUACAAAUGAUAAAAGGGUCCUAUUUGUUUAUAAGAUUUUUGAGGAUUAUAACGCCUUUCCAAAAGUGGAAGAAGCUAAGAAAAAUGAUAACCUUUCUAUACUCUACCGUAACCUAGGCAACAUAAGCUUUCAAGAACGUAAACACCAUAAAGCUUGGCAGUAUUAUAACUUAGCUCUUUCAAAUGCAACACUGUGCUCUGAGAACUAUUGCUUAGCAUUGUCUAAUAGGUCAGCUGCCUUCUAUGAAAUGAAAAAAUACAAUGAAUGUAUUAAAGAUAUUGAAAGUGUAUUGCUAUUAGAAUAUCCCAAAAAAAUAUUAGGCAAGCUUAUGAAAAGGCGAGAAUUGUGUAAUGAGGCCUUGGCAAUUGUAAUACCCAAUGAUGAAUAUUUAUUGGAUGACAUAUUAGAAAUGAAGUGCACCAAAGAUUCAAGAUAUGUGGCUGCCGGCAACAAACUAGAAGUGGUUUACUCCGCAGAGAUGGGACGACAUGUAAUUGCAAAGGAGGAUAUAAAAGUUGGUGAAGUGCUAGCUGUAGAAGAUCCUUACUUUAGGUUAUUAUUAAAAUCUCAGCUUUUAUGUUGGUGUAGCUACUGCCUUUCUCGACAAAUGAAUCUACUACCAUGUGACAGUUGCAGCUUAGCUCUGUAUUGCAGUACUGAAUGUAAGGACAAUGCUUGGAAAGAAUAUCAUUCUGUUGAAUGUCCAUUAAUGGUGACCUUACUAGACAUGGAUUUUACAAAACUGGAAUUACUCGCCCUAAGGACUGUGAUCAAAGCACGCCAAGAUCACAAUAGUUGGGACGACCUGUUCAAAACUAUAAAUGCUGCAGAUGAAAAUUUCAAUUCUGAAUUCCGUGGACAUGUUAAAAUUAAUGGCCAAUGGGUAUAUGAUUCGAAAUAUUAUGCAUCUAUACAUACAUUGGCAACGAAUUUGGAGAAAAGAUCUGUUUCUGAUAUAUUUCAGAAAGCUGUAACAUCUGCAAUUUUUCUCAGAUUUUUGGAAAUGAACACUACAUUUUUAAAUAGUGAUUCUGAUAAAGAGAAGGAAAAGAUAAGGAACACUGUAGCAGGACUCUUGCUAUUACAUUCUAUGACCAGUCCUACGAACAUGCACGGUACUAGUACAAAUGCAAAUGAUGAAAAUGGCGAUUUUGUUGAUGAUGUUAAUAUAGCAAGUGCAGCAUAUGCAUUCUUUAGUCUCCUCAAUCACUCCUGCGCUCCCAAUGUUGUUCGCUGCAAUAAACUGGGUUCUGCAAGAAUGACUAUGUUUGCACUAAGACCUAUAAAGAAAGGAAUGCAAAUAUAUGAUAAUUAUGGCUCCCAUCAUGCCUUGGAAGAACGACUGUCGAGGCGUGCCACCCUCAAUUACCAGUACAAGUUUACAUGCAUGUGUGAAGCCUGUGUAAACGAUUGGCCCACAUAUUUCCAGUUUAUGACUGACUACAAAGUUAUACCACCUAAAUUGUUUAAUGCCAAAAUGAAAAUACUGGACCCAGAUACAUUGGACAAUCUGAAAAAAGGCUGCAUUCAGGCAGCUAUUGAAACAUAUAAACGUCUUUGUAUAAUGAUUGAGAUGUUGGAACCGCAUGCCCCUUGCAUGGAGCUCUGCGACUGUCAGGAGUCUAUGAAACAAUGCAUAAUUAUAUUUGAAGGAGUGUCAGAAACAGGAUGUACACAGUUAAUUCAAUGGAGAGAUAUGCUACCAACAAAUUUUUCUGGAACUGGUAACUCUUCUGUAAUGGAAGCAUUCAAAGCGUUGAACUUAAAUUUCUAAUGAAUAUUAAUAUAUUAGAUACUGUAAGUAUAUUAUUCAAAUUGUGUUGAUAAAUAAGGAUACUAAACUUGAAAUCAGUAGAACCAAAACUAUUAGUUGAACAAAAAAGAGCAACAGCCCCUCUAGCCAAGUGGCACGUCGAUUCUCUUUCUACAAUCGCUAACGCUUCGAAAACUAGAAAGAUGUAUGGGAAUGACAUUUCCUGUCGACACGUGUCACGUGAUCAAGAUGUGCUAUUCCCAUACAUUUCUCUAGUUUUCGUUAGCGAUCGUAGAAAGAGAAUCGACGACCACUUGGCUAGGGGGGCAGUUAUUUUAGCAUUAAGAAUAUUAUGAAAUAAUAAAUAUAAAGUAUGGAAAAUUCUCUUCAUCCCUUGUGAUAUAGCAUUCUGUCCUUCAAAGUUCCUCUCAUGUUUUUAAUAUUGUAUCAGGACUAUGUACAAGAGGACAACUGUUUUGUAUAUUGUUCAGCCAUAAUAAUUAUGCUUAGCGUUGUUGUUAAAAGACUAUUGUGUAUUUUAAAAUAUCUAUUUUUUUGUUUUUUUUUUUUUUAAAGAAUUUCUCUUUAAUUUAUUCAGAUAAAUGUAUCGCCAGAAUAUAGACAUUUAAUAUGAGCUUAUUAGCAAUUUAUUAAGAAUUAUUUUAAGUCUAAUUAUGUUACAUCAAGCUAAGUGAUAUAACUUGAACAUUGAUGUUGGGUUGCGACUGAGUUAUCUUUAUUAAGACCUUUAUAAUGUUUGUAUUUGUGUAAAUGUUUAUUUAUGUUUUGAGUUAUUGUUUUAUUGCUUGUUUUAACAUUUUUAAGUAUUUACAAUUGUGUAGCUUUGCGAGUGAAAGUAAAAAAUAUCGCCAUAUUUUCUGCCCCAAGCGCACAUACUACGAAAGCUCAAAUAUCAUCUCUCGCCGCGGACACGUACCGGCUGCAUAUCGCCUCGCCGUCCACCCGGCUAGGACGCGCUUACGGCUAGCCGGACGCUCACGACUAGAAGGACGCUCACGGCUAGCCGGACGCUCACGCCUAGUCGGACGCUUACGGCUGCAGGACUGCAGUCGUCGGUAGCAUCUGUCGCUCGUGUAAAUGAACACUAACGUCCUUUGUACAGUACGAAAGCUAGAGGAUAUUUUUUGAGUAGGUAGGUUUAUCAGUCAAAUUAAAAACUUGUCCUGUACCUCUUCUAUGCUAACGUACCACAGAACUGGAAGUCUGGCUGUGGAGUGUGUGAACUUUUUUUUAAUUUAGAUAAGCCAGUAAAUUUUUUUUUUCAAAAUAUUUUGCAUUGCAAAGUCAAAGACCUGACUAACAAUCUGGAUAAUUAUUUGUUUUCUGUUUAAAGAUUUAAUUUUAAUUUAAUCUUAAUUUAAUCUUCGAUUUUUUUCUCUCCGUAAAAAAAUCCUUCUGCUCCCCAGACAGGGCUAGUUUUUGUUGUAGCUAACAAGAGGUAAAGGACAAGCGUUUAAUAGCCCAAAUACUUAGCCGAAAACGACCACCAGCUCUCGGACAUCCGAAGUAAGGUAGGCGCUUGCUGGCAAGCGGUCGGCGAGGUAACUGCACGCGGUAAUUUGUCCGUAGGCGAGGCGUUCUCAAUAAUGGGUUUUGACCUUAAGAAUACGUGUAACGCCCCCGUAGGUUUUUCCAUUUUUCUGAUCUAUACAUUGUUGUUUAGUGUGUAUGAAGCGAAAGACGUGACGUAGUAACUGAAAAAUUAGGAUGAUUUUAUCUUGCAUUUUUACAUAAGAAUAUAUACUUAGAUCCAAGCGCACGGCAGUGAGCAAGCCAAGUUCCAGUAAUGCCUACACAAAAUGAAUGUGUUGAGACGCCAGGUGAAAAAAAAAUAGAUACACUAGUAGUAAUGGGUUCUAGAACCUAAAAUGUUUGUGCUUUUUUUGUAAAAUUCAUUAUUGUCAAUGUGGUUAUUACUUACACAAAUCUCGGCCAAGUUCCCAAUACGACGGACUGGGAGAUUUUACUUAACUGUAUACUAAAAUAAGUAUUAAUGUUUGUCUCUAGUUUCUAGCUAUAGGUAUUCGUUUUGUUAUUUCAUUAUCUAAUCAUUUAACCACUGUCAUAUAAUAUAAAAACUAUUUGAUUAUUAAUUAAAAAAAAUAAAACAAUCGUGACAA